AUGGUGCCCUUGUCCCAGGGUCAGCGGCGGCACCAGCUGGUACAGGAAGCUCCUUACAGCUGUCCUUUCCAUGGGUCUCCUGUUUCUGGGAGUGGCUAUGAAUCAGCAUCUAAGGACUUUGUCUCUGAUGACCUGGAAGUCCAAGUUCCUAGAAUAGUCUUCUUGGUCACUGGAGGGAACAUUGGAAAAGCAACUGCCCUUGAAAUAGCCAGGUGAGGUGGCACAGUUCACCUGGUUUGUCAUGAUCCAGAGGAAGGUGCCAAAGGUGAUAUCAUCCAUGGGGGGGUGGGGAGAGCAAACAUCUUUCUACACUUUGUAGACUUGUCCGAUCUCGAGAAAAUCUGGAUAUUUGUUGAAAAUUUCAAGCAGGAACAUAAACUCAGUGUUCUGUUUGUGUGGUCAGUAAAAGAGCUCACAGAAGAUGGACUUGCAAAAAAAAAAAAAAAAAACUUUGCUACCAAUACUCUGGGUGUGUGCGUUCUCACGACUGGCCUGAUCCCUGCGCUGGAGAAGGAACACAACCCCAGAGCACUGUGUUCAUCUAUAACAGUCUGCUCAGGAGGAAUGUCGAUUCAGAAAUUGAAUACCGAUGAUCUGCAGUCAGAAAGAGGAGCAUUUAAUGGAACUAUGGUCUAUGCAUAAAACAAGCCAGCAGGUGGUCCUGGGGGAGCAGGGGCCCAAGCGCACCUGGCCAUCCAUUUCUCUUCCAUGCGUCCUGGCUGGGCCGACGCCCCGGGUGUGUCGUAUGAGCCGUCCCUGCAGGGCUCCGGGCCAGGCUGGGGGGCCCUGUCCUCUGCAGCAGCCGUGCAGCCCAGCGGCCUCGUCUUCCAAGUUCAGAAUCCAGUUUCUACAUAUUGGCCUCUUGCUAGAACAUACUCCUCGCUGGCUGAAGAGGAGAAACUCAUGGAGAUCCUGAAACAGCUGGCUCAGAGAUUUAACUAG
Molecule: messenger RNA, 942 nt
Organism: Propithecus coquereli (Coquerel's sifaka)
Lineage: Eukaryota; Metazoa; Chordata; Mammalia; Primates; Indriidae
Gene: DHRS12
Product: dehydrogenase/reductase (SDR family) member 12
Exons: 10
Source: RefSeq, a predicted model, not a curated record